Molecule: messenger RNA, 660 nt
Organism: Lodderomyces oxycetoniae
Lineage: Eukaryota; Fungi; Ascomycota; Pichiomycetes; Serinales; Debaryomycetaceae
Exons: 1
Coding region: 1-660 (219 amino acids)
Biological process (GO): vacuolar transport
Cellular component (GO): endosome
Source: RefSeq, a predicted model, not a curated record
AUGAGUAACCCACCAAAGCAACAAUUACCACCUUUUCCCAAUAAAUACACCCUUCGGUUAGUCUCACCCACAGAUUCAAAACCGUGUCUAAUAUGCUACAAACCUACAACGUCAGUACUAAUCUCCGAGAAUCAAGUGGACUUUUUUUAUACUUGUAAUGCGCAUUUACUAGAUACUCAAUUCACUGACCCCGUGCAUCCGCAAGCUUAUUAUGACUUGGCGAAGGAGAUAGAGGUAUUGAAGCAACUGGUUGAAAAGUUGAAAGUUGAAGUAGAUUCAGAAAAACCUUAUUUUUGGGGACUCAAUCAGUAUUGGAAAAAUGGUGGUGGUAGUGGAUCGACUGAAAGUAAAAGUGAAAGUACAAGUAAAAAUGGCAACGACGACGACGGAAACAAGGAGAAAAGUACAAAUAAAACACCAGCGUCAAAGGACGUUAGUAAAUAUGAGCUUCUAAAAAGUAAGCUAAAGGAGCAGUCGAAUUCACUUCAAGAGAAAGAAACUCAGCUUCAACAAUUUAAAUUCAAGAAUUAUACAUUACAUCAAACAAUCUAUAGAAAUAGAUUAAUGGCUUUUCAAAAGAGAAAGUAUAAUAAGGAAAGAAGUGAGAAAAUACAACAAAAAGGAUUCUUCCCUAGUGCGCCGACACACGAUAUUAGCUAA